Drosophila simulans is the source of this 1539-nucleotide messenger RNA. RefSeq lists its product as uncharacterized. Gene Ontology annotation, cellular component: nucleosome. Gene Ontology annotation, molecular function: protein heterodimerization activity; DNA binding; structural constituent of chromatin. The transcript has 5 exons. Lineage: Eukaryota; Metazoa; Arthropoda; Insecta; Diptera; Drosophilidae. The record is from RefSeq and is a predicted model, not a curated record. Gene Ontology annotation, biological process: nucleosome assembly. Bases 91 to 1488 code for a protein of 465 amino acids.
CGAUUGCUAUAUAAGUAGGUAGCAAAUGCUCUGAUCGUUUAUUGUGUUUUUAAACGUGAAGUAGUGAACGUGAAAUUUUGUGAAACCCAAAUGGCUCGAACCAAGCAAACUGCACGCAAAUCGACUGGUGGAAAAGCACCACGCAAACAACUGGCUACAAAGGCCGCUCGCAAGAGUGCUCCAGCCACUGGAGGUGUGAAGAAGCCCCAUCGCUAUCGCCCUGGAACAGUGGCCUUGCGUGAAAUCCGUCGCUACCAAAAGAGCACCGAGCUUCUAAUCCGCAAGCUGCCUUUCCAGCGUCUGGUGCGUGAAAUCGCUCAGGACUUUAAGACGGACUUGCGAUUCCAGAGCUCGGCGGUUAUGGCUCUGCAGGAAGCUAGCGAAGCCUACCUAGUUGGUCUCUUCGAAGAUACCAACUUGUGUGCCAUUCAUGCCAAGCGUGUCACCAUUAUGCCCAAAGACAUCCAGUUAGCGCGACGCAUUCGCGGCGAGCGUGCUUAUUGCAACGUCCGCUUCCCAGUGGCUGCCACGCCAGCGACAGUUGAGAAGAAAGUGGUCCAAAAAAAGGCAUCUGGAUCCGCUGGCACAAAGGCUAAGAAAGCCACUGCGACGCCGUCACAUCCGCCAACUCAGCAAAUGUUAGCGCCAUUCAUCAAGAAGUACCUAAAAUCGGCCGUUGUCAAUGGAAAGCUUAUCCAAACAAAGGGAAAAGGUGCAUCUGGAUCUUUCAAACUGUCGGCCUCCGCCAAGAAGGACAAGGAUCCGAAGGCAAAGUCGAAGGUUUUGUCUGCAGAGAAAAAAGUUCAAAGCAAGAAGGGCAACUACGCCGAGCGUGUUGGUGCAGGCGCUCCAGUUUACCUAGCUGCCGUAAUGGAAUAUCUGGCCGCUGAAGUUCUCGAGUUGGCUGGCAAUGCUGCUCGUGACAACAAGAAGACUAGAAUUAUUCCGCGUCAUCUGCAACUGGCCAUCCGAAACGACGAGGAGUUAAACAAGCUGCUCUCCGGGGUAGCAAAUGCUCUGAUCGUUUAUUGUGUUUUAAAACGUGAAGUAGUGAACGUGAAAUUUUGUGAAACCCAAAUGGCUCGAACCAAGCAAACUGCACGCAAAUCGACUGGUGGAAAAGCACCACGCAAACAACUGGCUACAAAGGCCGCUCGCAAGAGUGCUCCAGCCACUGGAGGUGUGAAGAAGCCCCAUCGCUAUCGCCCUGGAACAGUGGCCUUGCGUGAAAUCCGUCGCUACCAAAAGAGCACCGAGCUUCUAAUCCGCAAGCUGCCUUUCCAGCGUCUGGUGCGUGAAAUCGCUCAGGACUUUAAGACGGACUUGCGAUUCCAGAGCUCGGCGGUUAUGGCUCUGCAGGAAGCUAGCGAAGCCUACCUAGUUGGUCUCUUCGAAGAUACCAACUUGUGUGCCAUUCAUGCCAAGCGUGUCACCAUUAUGCCCAAAGACAUCCAGUUAGCGCGACGCAUUCGCGGCGAGCGUGCUUAAGCUGACAGGGCAUCAACUUGCAGUGUAGUACUCUAUAAUCGGUCCUUUUCA